Molecule: messenger RNA, 712 nt
Organism: Brassica rapa (field mustard)
Lineage: Eukaryota; Viridiplantae; Streptophyta; Magnoliopsida; Brassicales; Brassicaceae
Product: 40S ribosomal protein S24-1
Biological process (GO): translation
Cellular component (GO): ribosome
Molecular function (GO): structural constituent of ribosome
Source: RefSeq, a predicted model, not a curated record
CCCUACGGACCUUUACUAUAUAAACGCUAAAACUUGCUGUCCGCGUCUCUUUCUUCCACGCUAGCCGGCGACGAACUCAAACCUUUGCAGAGAGAGAGAGAGAUCUUCGUUGAGAUCGCAACAAUGGCGGAAAAGGCAGUCACCAUCAGAACCAGAAAGUUCAUGACCAACAGACUUCUCUCAAGGAAGCAGUUCGUUAUCGAUGUUCUUCACCCUGGAAGAGCCAAUGUUUCAAAGGCUGAGCUGAAGGAGAAGCUAGCUAGGAUGUACGAGGUCAAGGACCCAAACGCCAUCUUUGUUUUCAAAUUCAGAACCCAUUUUGGAGGUGGCAAAUCGUCAGGGUUUGGUUUGAUCUAUGACAAUGUCGAGAGCGCUAAGAAGUUCGAACCCAAGUACAGACUUAUCAGGAAUGGUCUGGACACCAAGAUAGAGAAAUCAAGGAAACAAAUUAAGGAAAGGAAGAACCGUGCCAAGAAGAUACGUGGUGUUAAGAAGACCAAGGCUGGUGAUCCCAAGAAGAAGUAAGAUCUCAAGCCAGUAUCAGCCAUUUUCGUUUCUUGUUCUGCAUAAUCACCUGUUAUGUCGUUUUAACUUUUAUUUGUCUGCUUUUUAGAUUUUUUUUUUUUUAAUUUCUCCAACUUGUCCACCUAUACUAAAUCUCGAGCUUUUUGCUUGUUUCAAUCGAUCUUUUGUUUAAAGUUUUAAUCGAUUA